This is a messenger RNA of Stegastes partitus (bicolor damselfish), 1029 nucleotides long. RefSeq names its product interleukin-8-like. The record is from RefSeq and is a predicted model, not a curated record. Bases 115 to 399 code for a protein of 94 amino acids. Gene Ontology annotation, biological process: defense response; immune response; chemotaxis. Gene Ontology annotation, molecular function: chemokine activity. Gene Ontology annotation, cellular component: extracellular region. The transcript is spliced from 4 exons. Lineage: Eukaryota; Metazoa; Chordata; Actinopteri; Pomacentridae.
AUCACAGUUUGCAGCAGCUGCACAGGGAAGGGCUGAGCUUCGCAUAAAGGUUUGCAGGCUACUGACAACUUUAAUAGUAUCCCUGGGAUCUCUGAAUUCAGAUUAAAAGCAAAUAUGUCUACCAUUGCAACUGUGGCACUCUUGGUUUUCCUGAUCAUCCAUGAAGGUAUCAGUGUUGGGGAUCAGGGAGGACCUCUGCGAUGUCACUGUAUCAAGAAGGAAAAAAGGAAGAUUGGCCGUUUCAUAGGAGAGGUGGAAGUGAGACCUGGAAGCUCACACUGCCCUGAAAUAGAGAUCAUUGCCACUCUUAAAAAGGAUGGAAAAAGGAUUUGUCUGGACCCUAAUGCUCCAUGGGUCAAAGAAGUGCUUGCAAAUAGACCAGCUGUGCAGACAACUUGAAGAACAAACCUUCCCAGAUUUGGCUGGGGGAACAGAUUUUUAGCACCACUGAUGAUGAAAUGGAAGUAUGGGUUACACUGACGGAGCACAAAGCUGGAUUCAUUAGAUGAUUGAUAUUUCAGAGAUGGUGUUUAGAUAAUCUGUACUCAAAUUUUCUGUUUCCUGAGCAAGACAGGAAGGCAUGGUGACACAUUAUAUUCUUACCAAUAUGUUAAACAUCAUAUGUCUUAUUACUUUAUAGGAUGUUUUUCCCUAUCAGAAAGGACAAUGAAUGCAUUUCAAAUGUGAAGCAGGGUGGAUGUACAAAAUUCUAAAACACUGUCGUGUAACUGUGCAUAUCCUGUUUUGUUCCUCUUUGGGUAAUACACUUUGAAACAAUGACAUGAACUGAACAUAAAUACAGGCUACAGGACAAAAUGAAAUUUAAUACAGAGUGUAAAAACUGUUCAGCGGUUUCCAGUCUUGUGUUUACUUUGCCUAUCAGCCUUGCUCCUGUUUUUUCAGUGUUAGAGAUUAGAGAUAUUUCAAGAAGUUGACCUCAUGUCCAUGUUUAUAACAAACAUACAUAUACAUUUUCACAUAAAAUAUUAACACAAUGAUUGUGAAUAAAUUGUGAUUUUACUAACAAAC